UGGGUGUCACCGACAUCUCGGAGGACCGGACAGACAAGUCAUCACUCAGACGGGAGGCGACGAGGUGACAACAAGGCUUCGUAAGUUUUCUCUUAUGCUGAAAAGAAAAUUACAAACAAACAAAAAAGAGUCGCAAGUUUGUUUGCUUUAAAGUUGUUGUUGUUUUUAUCAUUUGCUCCUUUGGUAAGUUAGCCGACUGUUUCAUUUAUCGCGCCGCAAUUCUAUCAUGUGCGUAACAGGAAACAAAAAAAAUAUCUUUUAAGCCAUAGAGUACAUUUUGUGUCCAAAACCGAAAUGUCUUUUUGCUUGAAAUGCCUCAUUAUAUUUUGCGUAAGACGGAAUUUUCGACGCUCGUUUACUGACAUUGGAGUUUCUUCUUCUUUAGAAAGACAUGGGUGCCUAAGCAGGUUCGGCAACUUCUUGUGGUAUGUAGAAGUGGCAACUCGCCUCAAUGACACUUGGAAUCCAUUUCCUUGUUGCCAGCUAUUAUUUGAUUGUUUGAAAUUUUGCCUCUUUGAAAAAGAAAAUUUAGACCGAAUCUGGUUUAUUAUGUCUUUAACUAUAUUGUCAGGUAUUUUCAAUUUCAAAACAAGUCAUUCAGUGCCACAAUACAGCUAAAAAAGCAACAAGGGAGUUCCGACAUGAAUGAAAAAGAUUGAUCUGACGUCCAGGCUUUGCGUCGCGUCACUCAAAUGGUUUACGAGCUCAAGUUACAACAAGGUGUCGUCCGUAGAAACCCGAUCGACGGUCAUCUCGCUCACACGUUUACAAGGUAGAAGGAUGCCUCUGGACACCGAGCGUAAGGAGCUGCUGUUGAAAACGCUGAUGGAGCUGGGGGAGGACAACCAUCAGUCCUUCAACAGAUUUAAGUUAUGGUAAGCCAUGAAAAGUUGUCGUUCACAGAUACCCAAUCCAUGGUCAUCUCGCUCAUGCGUUUACAGGGUGGAAGGAUGCCUCUGGACACCGAGCGUAAGGAGCUGAUAUUGGAAACGCUGUUGCUGCUUCUAGUGCUCAGUUAAGAUACGUGUUCGACGGUCACCUCCCUUAAGCGUAUAAUCUCAAGGAUGGCUCUGGACAGCAGACGGAAGGAGCUGCUGUGGAACACGCUGAUGGAGCUGGGGGAGGACGACUUUGAGUCCUUCAGGUUCCACACGGCCCUGCCUAGAAGGGUGCGUGAAAACACCCGCCUUGAGUACAUAGCUGACAAGCUCUUGAUUAAGCACGGCGAGAACACUCUGGAUGAGACCGUCAAGAUUCUGGAGAAGAUCGGGAACAACGAAUUGGCCGAGAAGCUGCGCAGCGACGUGCUGGAAAUAAAAGACGCCGACUUCUCCGUCCACGAUGACAAUCAGAUUGCCAGAUUGAAGAAGGAGCUCCAAGACAACCUGCAGCGUUUAUACAGGUUUGCUUCUGAGGGCAACACCGAGCGCUGGCAGCAGCAGCCCCUGGAGGACGUCUACACGGAGCUAGACAUCACCUACGGGGCAGACGUCAGCCCAGACGGGCGGCAUGAGGUCCUCCAGAUGGAGACGUGUGACGCCGCAGCCAAGCUGUCUAUCCUGCCAUGCGACAUCUUCAAAAGCCCCGACGGGAACCGGCGACCGAUACGCACGAUGCUCACCGUCGGCUUCGCGGGAAUAGGAAAAACCUUCCUGAUUCAAAAGUUUGUGUCGGACUGGGCCAGCGGUAGUACCAACCAGGACGUGGACUUCAUAUUUCCUUUCACCUUCCGCGAGUUAAACAUGGACAAAGGGAAGAAGUUUACGCUGGCCGAGCUGAUACGAUGUUAUGUCUGCAGCAACAGGCACAUGAGCAAGGAGACGCUGAACUAUAUAUUUGCCGACCUGCAGACAUCCGAGAAGCGGGACUUCGAAAGCAGCAGGAUCAAGAUCUUGUUUGUCCUGGACGGACUGGACGAGUGCAACUUCAAAAUCGACUUGAAGAAUACGAGGAAAGUGGACAUGGACAUAAGGGAAAGCUACCCGCUGGAGGAACUGCUGGCGUAUCUCAUCAAUGGGAACCUGCUUCCGUGCGCCAGGGUUUGGAUCACCACACGGCCCGCGGCAGCCCGCGAUAUACCCUCCGACCUCAUAGACAGCAGAACAGAGGUGGGAGGAUUCAGCGAUUCCCGGAAAAUGGAGUACUUCAGGAAAAGGUUCCCAAAUGAGGAGCGCGUCACUGAGCACAUUCGGAAAUCUCGCACCAUCUUCAUCAUGUGCCAUAUUCCCAUCUUCUGCUGGCUCACCGCCACAGUUCUUCAGGUUCAUUUGGACAAAGGGAAGGAGGGAGAGCUUCCCACAACGCUGACUGACAUGUACUCGGCAUUUAUUGGUCACCACCUGGAAAACUCCAAGGAGAGAAAUACAGCGGAGUACAUCCCUGACGUGAAAGCGCUCGCCAAGCUGGCCUUUGACCACACCAUGAAUCAGCGUCAGAUCUUCUACGAGAAAGACCUGGAGGACAGCUGCUUUGAUUACAGCCAAGCAGCAAAACACUGCGGUUUAUUCACAGAGGUCUUUAAGGAGGUCCAUCCGCUCAAAAGCAAGAAACAAAAGAUGUUUCAGUUUAUCCACCUGACCAUCCAAGAGUAUCUGGCCGCACUGUACGUAAAGAUGUGUUUCUUCCACGACAACAAGAACGUACUGGAUACAUCAAGAUGGAAAAAAUUGUUCAUGCCUGUUAAGCGGAAGACAAUCACUGAGGUCCACAAGUCAGCUCUCCAGAAAGCCUUGGAAAGUGAAGGAAACCUGGAUAUGUUCCUCCGCUUCCUCGUUGGCCUUUCAUUGCAGUGCAACCAGGAAAUAGUGGGGGCACUGCUGAAGGUUCCUCAUGACUGGGAGCAAAGCAAGUCAAAGACAGUCAAGUUGAUACAGAAAAGGAUCAAACGAAACACUCCAGAAAAGAACGUCAACUUGUUCUACUGUCUAAACGAGCUGAAAGACGACUCCUUACUGAAGCAGAUCCAGUAUCAACUAGGUUCAGGUCGUUUGUCCAGGCGUCAAAUGUCAAAUGACAUGUGGUCGGCCCUGGCCUUCUUCUUACUUACGGACGACGAAACCAUGAAGUCCUUUUGUCUUGCCAACUACUCCCGAUCGCCUUUGGGACUCAAGAAGCUUCUGUUGGUGGUCAAGGCUUCUCAAAAAUCAGAUCUAAGGAAAUGUCGCCUGGACAAAGGCAGCUGUCACCUGCUGGCUUCCGUUCUCAGUUCUCCAUCCAACCUGAGGCAUCUGGACCUGAGCUCGAACCAUCUGUCGGACGAGGGAGUUGAGAUCCUCUCAAAAGGACUGGCCAGCCCACACUGCAACUUAGAAGUCCUCAAGCUGUCACGGUGCAGAAUCUCGAAGAAAGGAUGUGUUUCAUUGGCUGAGGCUCUCAAGGUAACCCCUUCCCAUCUUCAAGAGCUGCACCUGAGCGAGAACAAUCUGUCUGACGAGGGGGUUGAGAUCCUCUCGAAAGGACUGGCCAGCCCACACUGCAUCUUACAAAUCCUCAAGCUGUCACGGUGCAGAAUCUCGAAGAAAGGAUGUGUUUCAUUGGCUGAGGCUCUCAAGGUCACCCCCUCCCAUCUUCAAGAGCUGGACCUGAGCUUCAACGGCCUAUCGGACGAGGGGGUCGAGAUCCUCUCAAAAGGACUGGCCAGCCCACACUGCAUCUUACAAAUCCUCAAGCUGUCAUGGUGCAGCAUCACGAAGAAAGGAUGUGUUUCAUUGGCUAAGGCACUGAAGGUAACCCCCUCCCAUCUUCAAGAGCUGGACCUGAGCAGGAACGAUCUGUCGGAUGAAGGGGUUGAGAUCCUCUCGAAAGGACUGGCCAGCCCACACUGCAUCUUAAAAAUCCUCAAGCUGUCACAGUGCAAGUUUACAGAUAAAGGAUGUGUUUCAUUGGCUGAGGCACUGAAGGUAACCCCCUCCCAUCUUCAAGAGCUGGACCUGAGCUGGAACAAUCUAUCGGAUGAAGGGGUCGAGAUCCUCUCGAAAGGACUGGCCAGCCCACACUGCAUCUUAAAAAUCCUCAAUCUGCAAAACUGCAAGAUCACCAGUAAAGGAUGUGUUUCAUUGGCCGAGGCACUGAAGGUAACCCCCUCCCAUCUUCAAGAGCUGGACCUGAGCUUCAACGGCCUAUCGGACGAGGGGGUCGAGAUCCUCUCGAAAGGACUGGCCAGCCCACACUGCAUCUUAAAAAUCCUCAAACUGACAAGGUGCAAGAUCACAAAGCAAGGAUGUGUUUCAUUGGCUGAGGCACUGAAGGUAACCCCCUCCCAUCUUCAAGAGCUGGACCUUAGCUUGAACGAUCUGUUGGAUGAAGGGGUCGAGAUCCUCUCAAAAGGACUGGCCAGCCCACACUGCAUCUUAAAAAUUCUUAGGCUGUCAUGGUGCAGCAUCACGAAGAAAGGAUGUGUUUCAUUGGCUAAGGCACUGAAGGUAACCCCCUCCCAUCUUCAAGAGUUGAAUCUCAGGGCCAAUCGAAUAGAGGAAAAAGGAAAGAGGGUCUUAUUGGACAUCGAGGAGGAUCCCAGCUAUAGCCUGAAGACUGUCAGAUUUAACCCGUGGGACUAGGAACAACGUUUGGUCCUUGGCGUCAAGAAGGGCGAGUCAUUCCAGAUGUUCAUUAUUAGAGGACGUCGAGUCCAUUUGGUCUCCUUCAGAUUUAGUUCGGUCUCAUGUACUCUCCGACGAUCGCAAGAGGACCGGGUGUCGGGGCUACGGGCAAAGCGGCCUCGCUCACAGAAUUCGGGGAAGUCGUCGUUGGGUUCUUUGCAGCCACAUGGAGGUGGAGUUCAACGACGUUCCCACCAAACUGCUGGCAGUUUUAUUCAUCCAUUUGUACUGGAAGGGGCUGUCCAAAUGGACUCUAGAGCAUCAUCAAUGGCAGCCAGUGAGCUCAAUAAGUACCCUUUAAAGGGUUAACUUAUGUUUUUCUCAAACCAAAAUAUUGAACUUAUUCACUCCCAAAGAUGUGUUUUAUAGAACACUUAGGUUCGCGUUCAAAAAUGUAUCGAAAAAAAUACUUGCUGAUUUUCAACUGCUCAUAACUAAAGAACGGAAAAGAGUAGGAAAAACAUGAUUUUCAUGAUUCAAGAUUGGAACCCAAUUGUUCUUUUUGGGGGUUUGCGUAGCCAUCUAAUACAAUAUUCUGUGGCGCUUGACAGAUCAGUUAAAAUCAAUGUAAAUGAACAAAAGGAAAUGGCUUCUAAAAAAUGGAUUGGAGUGAAUUUUUGUCCACAAACUGAGUAGUUUUUCUCCAGUGUCUCCCAGUCAAUAUGCAUUUGACUUCUAGCGCCAUCACUGCCAGCCAAAGAGUUAAAUUUAGGGAGGGAAUCACAAUUCAUGCAUUAAAGGUUAAUUAAAUUAGGUUAAUUUAUUUUUUUUACAAGAAAACUGUCAUUUAUUUGAAAUAUCAGCUAAAUGGGUCACUUUAAUAUACAGGCAUGAAAUUGGGAAGGGGGUAAAAAAGGUGUGAAGGGUGUGGAGGAAAUAUGUUCCGGUACACCGUACAACUAGGUCCAUCCCAAACGACUAAUUUUCUCCCGAUUAGUCAGCCAACUAUUUUUACGAUUAGUCGACCAAUCUAAUAAUCCCCGCCCCCCCCCCCUUUUUUUUUUUCUAAUUUGGCAAUGAAAUUGUUGAUGGCACUUAUUCAUUCACAAAAACAUUUUGGAACACUUAAAUUCUUUAUUAAAGUACAAAUAAACACAAAUAAAUAAUAAGGUCAAAUGCUCAUAGAAUUAAUUAGUGAAAAAAAUAGGAAUGUAAAUAGAUUCAGAACACUGACUUCGCCUUUCCAACAUGAUUCAAAACAAUCUUUAAAAAAAGAUCUAGCAUUUAUUUAUAUACUACAAUAUAUAAUAGUAGCACAAUAAUUAUUCAUUGCCAAUCAGAUUUUUCAUAAAGGGUGUCAUUUUAAAGCUACUCUUAGUGUAGAAUCUGAAUUCUGAAGUAUGUGGGAAUAACUCCAGAAAUCGUUAUUUAUCCGUAUCGGAUUUGUGCGUGUGUAUGUGCUGGGUUGUGACGAACAUGACGUGCUUUUAUUUUUGAAAUGUUCACCGGAAGUACGUUCGCUAAACCGCUAACAGGAAGAUUUACACUCUGCAAAAAAAGCUCUUUUUGUCAUUGCAUGUCGUGUCAGUAAUCUUUUUUCCCCUUUUUUUCAUUUGUAAAUGCUGUUAAGCAGCGAUUUUUCAUAUUUGAAGUGUCACCUUUUAACCGCAAGUUUGUGUUUUGGAGAAGACUGCCAAUGUUUUAUAGCAGGCUAAAGUAGGUUGUCUUUUUCCCCAUCAGCCUCAAUGUAGCAAUGCCAACGUUUACAGUGUUUAAUAUAGGUGUGUUUCCUUAUUUUGUAUGUCUGAACUUUAAUUCUAUGGCGUAUUGAUGACCAAUAAACAUCUGUGAAAAGAACUGGAGGCUCCAAUGCCAUCAGCACGCACCCGACGAUAAACGCAGCUGUGAAAAUGACCGCGCUCAUUUUGAUUUACCGUGCGAUAAAUGGACUCAUGGCAUAUCGCGACAGGCAAUAAAACAUGUCGUUAGUUAGAUGGAUUGACGAUAUGCCAGCUCCUGUCGUCUUCUAGAAUUACAACUGCACUGAAAAAAAUGGGGUGUUGAACUGACAUAAAAAAAUUAUGGAAAGAAUUUGUACCUGAUAAUAUUGCUUUCCUUCAGCAUUUAGCAAUUGUGUCCUUUUAACAUAAAGCACACGUCUCGCCAACAUUAGGCGCUUAUGUUGCGUGAACAUAACGCACUCUUGUUGAGCCAACAUAAGGAAUUCAUGUUCACCCCAAAAUACAUGUUGAACCGACAUUAAAGAAACAAUUAAUUUGCACCUGACUAAAUUGCUUUCCUUCAGUAUUAAGCAAUUGUGUUCUUUUAAAAUAAAGCACACAUGUUGAACCAACAUAAGGCACAACUAGAGCUGUCAAAUUUAACACGCUGACGGACAGUAAUUAAAUUUUUUAAUUAAUCAUGUUAAAAUAUAUAACCCAUGCACAGAGCGACCCACUCAUGCAUUGCCGCAAACAGACAACAAUGGCUGGCGCCGUUCUACACAUAGAGUUAAGAGGCAGUGGCAAGUGAGUAGAGUUGAUGCAGGCAUACAUUUUGGCUAUGCUUUUACUUAUCUAAAGCUUUGACAUGUCUUCAACAACAAUACUAACUAUUGAGGGGCACAACGUUGGGAAAACUAACAUGAAUUGAUCUUAUUCCUUAACACCUUACGUUGUACACAACACAGACACGAUAUAGUAUUUGCAGCCGCUACACACAGUCAGGGUUACCCACUUCCCAUCAUGCUUUUGGACAGAACAGUUUUUUCACUACAUUAUCUUUCCCUGAAAGCUCAACAAAUACACUGCAUGGCAAUAUUUAGUCGGUCGGUCAAACGGUUUGGAGUCUCCAGUGCGCCGAUUAAUGUGGAUAAUAAGAUUAUGAAAGAAAGAAAUAAAAAUAAAGUUGAGGAAUUUUACUAGCUGGGCCUGUGCUUUCUAAUAAAAAAAAAAAAAAAAAAAAAAAACUUUUCACAAAAAAAAAGAAAAAAAAGAAAUAGUGACGGUUAUUUGGCCGGCCGGCUCUACCAAUUAGGUGUCACUUAUUUUUUCAGGGAGUUGGCAACCCUACUUUUAAAUCUCGCGACAAAUGACGAGACUAUUGCAAUUGGUUGGAAAGGCACGUUAACAUUAUGUUGCAUCAACAUGAUCUAAUCUAGCUACUCAUUCACUGUUCAUGUUUAUGUAGAGACUGCAUGAUUCAAUCAUGCUCACCUAGGAAACAUGAUGGUUUCUUGCUGAAAAUGCACACUGUCUUUCAGUAAACUUUACAACCUGCCAGAUUCAUUUUUUUGAGUGUGGGUGACGGCGCUUCAGGUGUUCAUUCACGGCCGACGUGCAGCCAAGCUCGGCAUUUAAGAGACAGGACACAACAGUGUGUUUGGGUGAAAGAAGUCAAUGUUUUGGCCAAUGUGGUGCAUUUUUUUGGCUUUGUGCCGCUUUACCCGCUUGCAUACCAAGCAUCCGACAUUAAAAAAAAUCUCCCGACCCCCCCCCUUAAAAAUGUUCUCCUCGGAUCUACACAAAUUCACACAGGUCACCCUUUUUUUACUUCAAAACGGCAAAUUUCGCCAAAAGGUGAGAGAUUUUCAUGCCUGAAUAUAUUUUUUCUCAAGUUGUCUUUAUGACAUUUUUCAAAAUACAAGCAUUUCAAGUACUGUCUUUUUCUGUACUGAAAAGCAGCUCUUGAAGAAAGCCAUUCGAAAUGAAUCCACGAGAUGUACCACUCCACCCCUCCUGUUUACAGUAACUAGGCCUGUUAGGGCACUGUAACAGGCCUGUGUGUUUUCUAUUUUUUUUUUCCCAGUCAGAAAGAAGAAGAAACAAAAAACAAAACUCAAAACCCAUUUUAAAGCAAUAAAACUGGCCACUGGAAGGCAGUAGCGCAUUUUGUAAGACCCGCAACCAGAUUCAAUAGCAACAAACGGUCGGAGCGCUGGCGGAAUGAUGCCAGGCGGCAGACGACCGAGCAAGACAACCGAGAAGACGCCUGAGAAGCAGGCGCUGGACGACCGUGCAAAAAGACUGGGACCACCAGUGCAGCGGGCUCGCUUAGCAUACCCCGCAGAGACUCAAAAAUAAUCCAUCUUUGUGAGACAGACAACGAUGAGGGAAAAGUUUACACAGCUGACGCGGUGACAACAGCGUCAUCUCUCAGUAGUCAUGUGUAAAUAAAUUGUUACUUUGCUAUCAAAAGCUCUAUUUGACUUGUUUUUUAUGUUAUUUUGUAAAAGGAAAACAUUAUUCAGAUGUUUGGGAUGUGACUAAAGC
Messenger RNA from Corythoichthys intestinalis (scribbled pipefish), 8809 nucleotides. Its product is annotated as NACHT, LRR and PYD domains-containing protein 12-like. The coding region runs from base 1065 to 4556 and encodes 1163 amino acids. NCBI's taxonomy places the organism in Eukaryota, Metazoa, Chordata, Actinopteri, Syngnathiformes, Syngnathidae. The record is from RefSeq and is a predicted model, not a curated record. The transcript has 12 exons. Gene Ontology annotation, cellular component: cytoplasm. Gene Ontology annotation, molecular function: protein binding.